Molecule: messenger RNA, 950 nt
Organism: Mercenaria mercenaria
Lineage: Eukaryota; Metazoa; Mollusca; Bivalvia; Venerida; Veneridae
Exons: 2
Coding region: 1-888 (295 amino acids)
Molecular function (GO): protein binding
Source: RefSeq, a predicted model, not a curated record
AUGCAGAGACAUAAAAUGGAAUAUAUGUUACUGAUUAUACUAUUUUUAAAUUUUGUGUCUUCUUCACUGGCUGAGGAUGUUAAUAACAAACUUAAGACAGCACCAGAAAGCAGAGAUUUUGAAGAAUUGAAAGAGUACGUGGCUACAAGUAUAACACAUAUGGCCGCAAAACAUGCUAAUGACAUGCAAGGACUCAAGAACUUAAUCGAUACCCAUGGAAGGCAAAUACAAACACUUCAGUCGGAUAACUUAGCAUAUGUUUCUAUCAUACGUGAACUGAAGAAAGAAAUCGAAGAAAUGAAAACAAAUGGCGUUAAAGUCGAAUGUGAUACCAAUUCAAAUAAGAGGAAGUCAACUGAAGAAUCAGUUAUUGCAGCCAAUACUGUUGACCAACGGAGAUCGGAAUCAGCGCAAAAUCUAAGAUCUUCUACCUUAAAGGAACGCAGAGGUCAUCAAAACCGUAUACGAAGAUCAAUCGUUGGGACAAAUGUAGCCUUCUUUGCUUCGAUGACAGGUUAUAUUCAGCAUUUAGGAAUCAAUCAGGAUAUUGUGUUUGACCACGCUGUCACAAAUAUUGGCAAUGCAUAUAACCAGCACCAUGGGACGUUUGUGGCACCAGUCGGCGGGACGUACGUAUUCUCUGUGACAUUAUUGCAGUUUGGUGAAAAUACUUGGGGACAUUUUGUGGUGAAUAGGGCAGUCGUGGCAAAGUUACUGUUAAAAGAUGGACAGAGUGCGUCACAGACUAUUGUUGUUAACCUUAGCACAGGCGAUGACGUCUCCGUUCAAAAUACAGGAACAGACAGAGGGUUUCAUGGAGAUCGAUACUGUACAUUCAGCGGGUUUCUGUUGAAUGAAGAUCUUUCGGACACUCAAAUUGUUGGUUAAAUGCUCACAGAUCUUGAAACAGAAUGUUUAAUUUUAAAUAAAUGACAGGCAUAGAAAAAGUA